AUGUCAGGCCGUGGUAAAACUAACGCUAGUGUAUUGGCUGCUGGUAGUGGAAAGGCACGAAGCAAAGCUAAAUCGCGUUCAACUCGUGCUGGUCUUCAAUUUCCAGUUUCACGUGUUCAUCGUCAUUUACGUAAAGGAAGCUACAGUGAACGAGUUGCUGGUGGUUCACCAGUGUAUUUGGCUGCUGUACUUGAAUACUUAAGUGCUGAAAUUCUUGAAUUAGCCGGAAAUGCUGCUCGUGACAACAAGAAAACACGUAUUAUUCCACGUCAUCUUCAAUUAGCUGUUCGCAACGAUGAAGAACUCAAUCGUCUUUUAAAUCAUGUAACAAUUGCUCAAGGUGGUGUUUUACCGAACAUCAAUUCGUUGUUGUUACCAAAAAAAUCAGCUACCGAUUCAAUGCCAGUUUCAUCUGCUGGUAAAGUCAAACAAAGCAAAAAAGCUGUUGCAGCAUCAUCUCAAUAA
Rotaria socialis is the source of this 465-nucleotide messenger RNA. The record is from the annotation of a GenBank genome assembly. NCBI's taxonomy places the organism in Eukaryota, Metazoa, Rotifera, Eurotatoria, Philodinida, Philodinidae.